Messenger RNA from Sardina pilchardus (European sardine), 4846 nucleotides. RefSeq names its product NACHT, LRR and PYD domains-containing protein 3-like. Bases 216 to 3518 code for a protein of 1100 amino acids. The transcript is spliced from 13 exons. Gene Ontology annotation, molecular function: protein binding. Lineage: Eukaryota; Metazoa; Chordata; Actinopteri; Clupeiformes; Clupeidae. Gene Ontology annotation, biological process: intracellular signal transduction. The record is from RefSeq and is a predicted model, not a curated record.
CUGCUGGUCAGAGUGUGGAGUCCGCAUCACCCACAACACAAGCCCUGGAGGCUGGUCUGUAGACUUCACUGUGCGUUGCGUCUCAUCCCCUAACGAAAGUGAAACUGAGGCUCCAUUUUGUGAAAACGCAGUUGAACAUUUCUACUAUGACGCAUCUACAGAAUAUUAUCGUGUAGGGUCAAGAGAUCCCAGGAAAAGGAGUGUGUUUGCCUAAAAUGAGUUUGUGUGAUAAAGAAGACCAUGGCUCUACACCUCAGAGCUCCAUCCAGGAGAAGAGAUCACACUCUCCUGUACCGAGUUGUGUGUCCAUGAAGAGUGACCGGUCCAUGGAUCCACCACUCCAGUUUGGAGGAGGAGGAGGAGGAGGAGAAGGAGGAAGUGUUCCUGCUGGUCAGAGCUCCAUCCAGGAGAAGAGAUCACACUCUCCUGUACCGAGUUGUGUGUCCAUGAAGAGUGACCGGUCCAUGGAUCCACCACUCCAGUUUGGUGGAGGAGGAGGAGGAGGAGGAGGAGGAGGAGGAGGAGGAGGAAGUGUUCCUGCUGGUCAGAGCUCCAUCCAGGAGAAGAGAUCACACUCUCCUGUACCGAGUUGUGUGUCCAUGAAGAGUGACCGGUCCAUGGAUCCACCACUCCAGUUUGGAGGAGGAGGAGGAGGAGGAGGAGGAGGAGGAGGAGGAGGAGGAGGAAGUGUUCCUGCUGGUCAGAGCUCCAUCCAGGAGAAGAGAUCACACUCUCCUGUACCGAGUUGUGUGUCCAUGAAGAGUGACCGGUCCAUGGAUCCACCACUCCAGUUUGGAGGAGGAGGAGGAGGAGGAGGAGGAGGAGGAGGAGAAGGAGGAAGUGUUCCUGCUGGUCUGAGAGUAAGAUCUGCUCCUGAGGAGGGGGGUGCUGCCUCUAACACCAGUCUCUCUGAGGAACAACACACCAGUCAUGGAGCUACCAGAUAUCAGCAGAUCCACAAAUCCCACCUGCAGAAGAAGUUUCAGUGUCUGAUUGAAGGAAUCCCACAGCAGGGAAACACCAGACUCCUCCAUGAGAUCUACACAGACCUCUACAUCACAGAGGGGGGAAGAGGAGAGGUCAACUAUGAACAUGAGGUCAAACAGAUAGAGAGGACAUCCUGGAGAGAAGCAGCACAAGACAGACCCAUCAAAUGCAGUGACAUCUUUGAACGCUUACUAGAAGAGGAAAGCCACAGAGAGGAACGCUUCCUGGAAGAGGAGAGAUGCAGAAAAGAUGAGGCAAAAAAGAAGGACACAGUCUUUGAGCCCAGACAAUACAAACCCCCCAGAACAACAGUGCUGACAAAGGGAGUGGCUGGCAUUGGAAAAACAGUCUCAGUACAGAAGUUUAUUCUGGAUUGGACUGAAGGAACAGCCAAUCAGGAUGUCCACUUCAUAUUUCCUCUUCUUUUCCGAGAGCUUAACCUGAUGAAGGAGAAGAAGCUCAGUCUGGUGGGUCUUAUUCAGCACUUUUUCCCAGAAAUCAAAGAUUGCAGAGUCUUCACCAGUUCAGAGCACAGAGUCAUGUUCAUCUUUGAUGGUCUGGAUGAGUGUCGACUUCCUCUAAAUUUCCGCUCCAACCCAACCUGUUGUGAUGUGACAAAGCCAGCCUCAGUGGACGUGCUGCUGACAAACCUCAUCAAGGGGAAUCUGCUUCCCUCUGCUCUCCUCUGGAUCACCACCCGACCAGCAGCAGCCAAUCAGAUCCCUCCUCAGUAUAUGCACCAAGUGACAGAAAUAAGGGGAUUCAAUGACCCACAGAAAGAUGAGUACUUCAGGAAGAGAGUCAGUGAUGAGAACCUGGCCAGCAGAAGCAUCACACACCUGAAGUCAUCCAGGAGCCUCUACAUCAUGUGCCACAUUCCAGUCUUCUGCUGGAUUUCAGCCACUGUUGUCGAGAAAACUUCAAAUGAAUCAGACAAAGUAGAAAUGCCAAGGACUCUGACUCAAAUGUACACACACUUCCUGGUCAUUCAGACAAGCAUUAAAAAUGUCAAGUUCACAGAAAGAAAAGAGACAGAUGAAGAGGUGAUUUCCAAACUGGGAAAACUGGCUUUCCAACAGCUGGAGAAGGGCAAUCUGAUCUUCUAUGAGGAAGACCUGAGAGAAUGUGGCAUUGAUGUCACAGAAGCAUCAGUGUACUCUGGAGUGUGUACUCAGAUCUUCAGAGAGGAGGCUGGGCUGUACCAGGGGAAGGUGUUCAGCUUUGUGCAUCUGAGCAUCCAGGAGUUUUUUGCAGCUCUGUAUGUGUUCCUCUGCUUCAGCAACAGACAGAGAAACAUGCCUGACCAACAGCAAACCUCUUGGCUCUCUGCUCUGUUCAGAGGUUUACAUUUGUUCAGCAACAGACAGAGAAACAUGCCUGACCAACAGCAAACCUCUCAGCUCUCUGCUCUGUUCAGAGCUGCAACACUUCUUGACCUACACAAGACUGCAGUGGACCUGACCUUACAGAGUGAGAAUGGACAUCUGGACCUUUUCCUCCGCUUCCUUCUGGGCCUCUCACUGGAGUCCAAUCAGAAUCUCUUAAAGCACCUACUGCCACAGAACAGUAGCCAAUCAUAUAGCUCAGAGCAAACAGUCCAGCAUGUCAAACAGAAGAUCAGAGAUCAGAGGAGCUCAGACAGAAUGACCCACCUGAGACAGAGAUAUUCACACAGAUAUAGAGAUAAAGAUGAUGCUUCAGACAGAAGGAUCAACCUGUUCUACUGUCUGAAUGAGCUGAAUCACCAUGCUGUAGUGGAGCACAAAAUGGGCUCAGACGAGCUGCAUGUAGAGACACUCUUACCAGGACAGUGGAAGACUAAGAUAUGGAAGAGGUUUAAGAUGUCAGAAGAGCAGCUGGCUGAAUUUGACCUGCAGAAGUACAUAAAGACACCAGAGGAAGAUCAGACUGAACUGCUCAGUCCAGAGGAAGUUCUUCAAAAGGUGCUGCCAGGAGUCACAUCAGCUUUGCUGUAUGAGUGUAAUCUGAGCGAUAAGAGCUGUUCCUAUCUGGCCUCUGCACUGAAGACAUCACACUCAUCAAAUCUCAGAGUGCUGCACCUGAGUGGCAAUAAGCUGCUGGACUCAGGAGUGGAACUUUUAUGUUCUGCUCUUUGUCAUCACAACUGCAAACUGGAGGAACUACAGCUGAAUAGCUGUAAUCUGAGCGAUAAGAGCUGUUCCUAUCUGGCCUCUGCACUGAAGACAUCACACUCAUCAAAUCUCAGAGUGCUGGACCUGAGUCACAAUAAGCUGCUGGACUCAGGAGUGGAACUUUUAUGUUCUGCUCUUUGUCAUCACAACUGCAAACUGGAGGAACUAUGGCUGCUGUACUGUGGUCUGAGAGAUAAGAGCUGUUCCUAUCUGGCCUCUGCUCUUAAGUCUCCCUCCUCAAAUCUCACACAGCUGAACCUGAUUGGUAAUCACCAGAUUAGUGCAUCAGCUGUAGAGCCGCUCUGUGCUCUAGUGAAGGACCCACACUGUAAACUGGAGCAUCUACAAACUAGAUAUGGAACAGUGAAGUUCAAGUGAAGUGUUGAGCCACGGCCCUGAGCUGGAUGGGGUCUGUGGGGCAGGAACUCAUGACAUGAGGAUGUGAUCACACACACACACACACACACACACACACACACACACAAACCUACACACACCCACACACACUCACACACCUACCCACAAACACAUACAUACAUACACACACACCAGAGAAUGUCUGGGGAGAAAUAUAGCAUGGAAACAUCCUCAAACUGAGGAGAGCUCAACACACACACACGCACACACACAUUCUCAUUGAGCUCAAUGCAAUUCAAACCAGCUAAUUAGCUAACAGCUAAUAACUGAGAUAAAACCAUGCUAAUCUCUUGGUAUGGUGAAGGGUAUGUGAUGACGUGGGGUUAUUUUAAUUUCAAAGGCCAAGGGGACUUUAUCAGGGUGCAUAGUGUCACAUUAUUUACAAUCUUGUUACAGCCUGCAAACUACUGGCCACACACACACACACACUGUGUAAAAUGAGGCUCUGUAAAAUGUUGUUACAGCCUGCCAUCUACUGGCCACACUGAGUACUCUGUUUUGUUUUUACAAAUGCUUAGACCAAAACCUUUUCUGGAAUGACAUGGACAGAUUGAGAUAUGACAUAACCAUCAACAUAUUUAAGGCAUAUAGCAGUGCCUUAAAGCAGAUGCCAGGCCCAUUCAUAAAGCCCAUUCAAUGUGAUAAUUGCCUAUUUGAAAGAGCCACUUCAUUUAGUCUGACUUUUGUCCAAUUUGUAGUAAAACUACAUAACAUUUUUGAAUGUUCUUCUAACUUUAACAUCAACAUGUCAGCUAUACUGCAUAAAUACAGAAAAAUUAUUUGCUGUCACCCUAGUCCUACGUCAUGCCAAUGUUUAUAGCCUAUAGGACACUGACUGGAUCACCCUAGUAUUACGUCAUGGCAAUGUUUAUAGCCUAUAGGACACUGACUGGAUCUGCUCCCUGCUACUUGAACUCAAAGAACAUUUCCAACCGCCCACUAUGGUCUUCUGAUGAGCGUGCGUCUGUUGUGUUGACCAACUAUAAACGCUUGGUCAAAUUCAGAAUUUUUUUCAUCGGUGGUUCCAUGUUGGUGGAGAGAGUUGCCCAGUACUCUUUGUGCACACAAUAGCUUUGCAUCUUUCAAGAGGGGUCUUAAGGCAUAUCUAUAUGCACUUACUGUAGUGUAGUGUAUUAAACGCAUCUCAAGAUCAUGGUUUGUAUAAUAUAAAGUAGUGUUGUUUUGUUUUCAUUAGGUUAUUGAUUAAAUUGACAUUGUUCUUUUAUUAUUGCUUAACAUUCCAUAGUUAUUGUUAUGAUUGAUUAAAUGACUAUUGUUUUUUACUAUUC